Oncorhynchus kisutch (coho salmon) is the source of this 2839-nucleotide messenger RNA. RefSeq names its product galactosylceramidase b (gene galcb). Bases 98 to 2092 code for a protein of 664 amino acids. Gene Ontology annotation, molecular function: galactosylceramidase activity. The record is from RefSeq and is a predicted model, not a curated record. The transcript has 17 exons. Gene Ontology annotation, biological process: galactosylceramide catabolic process. NCBI's taxonomy places the organism in Eukaryota, Metazoa, Chordata, Actinopteri, Salmoniformes, Salmonidae. Gene Ontology annotation, cellular component: lysosome.
GACUGUCACAUGAUCUGAGCAGGGGCGUGGUUAUAGAAUAACGCCUGAGUUUGCAGCGUUAACAGUGCUGUCAGACUUUUUGGAAACAUUGGUCAGGAUGAUUUAUAAAUUAUCUUUCGCUAUCGCCUUGUGUUUUAGUUUGUGUUUUGAUCUCUCUAUUGCCGAGAGCUACGUUUUGGAUGAUAAAAUUGGAUUAGGAAGAACGUUUGACGGCAUUGGCGGUUUGAGUGGUGGAGGGGCAACAUCUCGUCUACUUGUCAAUUAUGCAGAACCCUACCGCAGCCAGAUAUUGGACUACCUCUUCAAGCCAAACUUUGGGGCUUCUCUGCAAAUCCUGAAAGUGGAGAUUGGAGGUGAUGCCCAAACCACAGAUGGAACGGAACCCUCUCACAUGCACUAUGAAAAUGAUGAGAACUUCUUCCGAGGUUAUGAAUGGUGGCUGAUGAGAGAAGCCAAGAAGAGGAACCCCAACAUCACUCUCAUAGGCUUGCCAUGGGCCUUCCCGGGUUGGGUUGGACAUGGGAAGAACUGGCCGUAUGACUUCCCUGAUAUAACUGCAUCCUACGUGGUGUCGUGGAUUUUAGGAGCCGAACAGUACCAUGACCUGAAUAUUGAUUAUGUUGGGAUUUGGAAUGAACGGAACUUUGACAGCAAGUACAUCAAGGUGCUCCGAGACACAUUGGAUAAAGUUGGCCUAACCGGUGUGGGCAUCAUCGCAGCAGACGGCAACUGGGAUGUUUCCAAUGCCAUGGGUGUAGACCCGUACCUCAACGACGCUGUUGAGGUAGUAGGGGCCCACUACCCAGGCACCACCACAGUGAUAGAGGCCCUGAAGACCCAGAAGAAGCUAUGGUCGUCUGAAGACUACAGCACCUUUAACGACGAGGUGGGAGGAGGCUGCUGGGCCCGGAUCCUCAACCAGAACUAUGUCAACGGACUCAUGACUGCCACCAUAUCCUGGAACCUGGUAGCCAGUUACUAUGAGGACCUUCCCUUUGGGAGAGAUGGCCUAAUGACCGCAGAGGAGCCCUGGACUGGGAACUAUGUGGUGGAAUCACCCAUCUGGAUAACUGCCCACACCACCCAGUUUAGCCAGCCAGGAUGGACCUAUCUGCAAACCGUUGGGCAUCUGGUACACGGGGGAAGUUAUGUUGCCCUGACAGACAGUAAAGGAAACCUCACUGUUGUAAUAGAAACCAUGACUCAUGAUCAUUCUGUGUGCAUCAGACCUCCUCUCCUGCCCUUCAAUGUCACAGCCCAGAAUGUAACAUUCCAACUCAAGGGAUCUUUUGCUUCGAUCAAGGAACUACAGGUGUGGCAGUCAAAGUUUGACUUCAAGACUAAAAAGCCGUUCUUCUUCAAGAAAUUGAGCCCCUUAAAGAUUUAUGAUGGUUCGUUCACCUUGAGCCUGGAUGUUGAUGAGGUUUACACUUUAACCACCAUAUCCACUGGGCAGAAAGGGACUUACCCUGAUCCACCUGCCUCUGGCCCAUUCCCUAAAGUCUACUUUGAUGACUUUAAUGUUGCCAACCCUUCCUUCUCUGAGGCCCCAGACUUUGCUGACCAGACGGGGGUGUUUGAGUAUUACAUUAACCUGACGGACCCUGGUCCUCAUGUCUUCACUUUGCGCCAGGUGGUCACACAGAUGCCUGUUACCUGGGCAACAGAUGCUGACCAGACCAUCAGCGUCAUUGGAGACUAUAAAUGGCAGAACCUGACAGUGAUGUGUGAUGUCUUCAUGGAGACUGUGAAGACUGGAGGAGUGUUCAUCGCAGUCAGAGUGGACAAAGGAGGCCAGUCUGUCCGCAGCGCCAAGGGAGUCUUCUUCUGGGUGUUUGCAGAUGGCUCCUACAAAGUCACCAAUGACCUAGUUGGCAAGACUGUACUGGCAGAGGGUCUGUCUGGAACGAGAGCGUAUGGCUGGCACACGUUAACCCUCACAGUCGAGGGGGAGUAUGCCACAGGGUUGCUGAAUGGAUAUCCACUAUGGAAGAAUGCUGUGGUAUUGGGACCAAAGAAUGGCUGGGCUGCCAUAGGAACACACUCAUUUGAACUGGCACAGUUUGACAACUUUGCUGUGGAAGUAAAAUGAGAAUUUUUCUGUGUGUUUGUGGUGAAUAAACCUUGGUCAUUAAUUAAUUUAUUGGCACAAUUAUGCCUCUGAGCCCUUAAAUGUGACUGUAAAAUGAGAAUGGUGGCUAUUUUCCAUAAAUAUUUUGUAAAGGGAUUAAUUUGGAUUCAGUGCCAUUUAACUCACAAAUAUCCAUACUUUCUAUUGUUAUUUUGUGUGUGUGCGCGCAAGCAGAGACUGAAGAGGAAGCGAGAUAUCUCGCUGGCUCUUAUACAGUCAAUGAACUAAGUAGACCAGACCCAGUUGCUAUUGCAUUGGUUUCUAUGGGAUAGCUACCCCUUAGACCAGAACUGUGACCAUAUUUAUUUUUAAUAGUUGUAAUAGUUGCACAAUUUAGCAGAGUGUUAUCAACAGACUUUUCACCUAGUCUGCUCUGGGGUUCAUACCAAUGACCCUUUCGGUUACUGGCCCAACGAUUUUUAACUGCUAGGCUACCUGUUAGUAAGACCUCUUCAUUUAUCCACCAUCUUAAGUGCAAGCCUUAAAUUUAAAGAUUGUUGAAUGCCUAGUAUUUCCCCAGAAAUAUGCUGAAAUUACUCAACAGUUUGGAUCUGAGAAUUACUGUGAUGGAAUUACUUUUCUGUAAGCCUUUGUUUUGUCUUUCCACUGAUAAAAUAAUCAUUGCCUAAUGACUGUUAAUAUCGAUUUUUAAAGAAGUAUGACAAUUAAUACUCUUUACAAUAAAGAAAUGGCAUAUUUUGAAACUGA